Messenger RNA from Uranotaenia lowii, 14438 nucleotides. It is a transcript of the gene jing, whose product is annotated as zinc finger protein jing homolog. Gene Ontology annotation, cellular component: ESC/E(Z) complex. The record is from RefSeq and is a predicted model, not a curated record. Lineage: Eukaryota; Metazoa; Arthropoda; Insecta; Diptera; Culicidae. The transcript is spliced from 5 exons. Bases 1820 to 6766 code for a protein of 1648 amino acids. Gene Ontology annotation, biological process: regulation of transcription by RNA polymerase II.
ACGGGUUGAUGUCGUGUGUCCAGCAAACGUCGUCAACGCGCGCGUGUGAUUCAAUCGUCAAUGUACUACUACUGUUUAUUGCCCCAUGUGAGGAGGGUGUAUGCUAGACAGAGUUUCUUAUCAAUGCAAUCGACUGCUGAAGGAAACGACGUGCCUCAAGGUUCUAGCUUGAGUCCCCUGUGCGGUGAUGUUGAAAGUGUGUAACGCUCUCUCCGUCUCCAUGUUUUGUCUCCGUACGAAUGCGUGUAUUAUCUAUUGUUCUACUGUCGCGUAAAAUAAAAGACUGAUUAAUUAAUAACAAACCGUAUUAGGGAAUGUCUAUCUAUAGGUGGUUCAAUAGGAGUGCAUCAAUGUUUUUAUUGAGACCGAUACCACGACUACUACGACUAUAGCGCUUAAAUGCAACGACUACUGCCAUCCUCGGUGUUAUGUCCACCAGGGUUGCUGCGAUAGAAAUUCAGCGAAUCGAUCUCCGGCAGCCAGUUUGUUUUUAAUGUGUACGUGCUUAUGCUGCUUCCUUUGGCAGCAUGUCUCUAUGCUUGCUAUGAUGUUAUAUAAGCGAUAGAGCUAACAUCGCGUGAGGGGGUCGGGAUUUGAAAGGUGCGGCGGGAAAAACGCUGCUGAAGAAGAGUAGUUGGAGAAAGAAGAGUUUGCAUUCCCUACGGGAAGUUGAGUCGUUGAGCCGCGACAGGCAGGCAGGAGGUCGCGUGAGAGAGUUUUGACAAACGCAAGGCAAGAACGAGGAACGAACUCGGGAGAGAUUCGAGGGAUUGUCCUCGGCCCUGAGUGUGCGUACGUGCGCAGCCCUGAGUUCUUGGAAGCGGUUGCGAAGGGCGCGCGCCAGGCGGGUGUCCGGUUUCUCCGUUGUGUUGGUACGGUUCCCGACUUUGAAAAAGAAUCUUCAGGCGCCGAGCCGGACCACGAAACCGGGUGCGUGGUGUUCCCGCAAAGUAUCCGGGUGUUGGUGCACCAGGAAGAAGCCCUCCACCGUUUUGUGUUCGAGCACGUGGCUGUGUGCGUGUUGCAUAGAAGAACGAUCCAGGAGAGGAGUCCAGAAAACGAAGAAGCACCCCUGAAGAAGAAGAGGAGCAGGAAGAAAAAUUCAUGUUGGCUCGAUUCCGACGACUGGGUAGCAUUGGAAAAUAUGUUUUCCUAUUGCGGUAAAGUCACGGGGCGUUCGGAAUAGGAAAUUGUACAAAUUUCUCGGAAUACAGUACGGUUUUAGUGAAAAAAGAUAUUCGCGUGUUUCGAUUCUCGAUAAACGAAAUCCUUCCUCCUUCCGGCGGGCGCGACUUCCUGGGAAUUUGUCUGGAGGCUCGAGAGCGAGUGUGCAGAAGAAGAAAAGUGCCAUUUUCCGAGAAAUUAUUUCAAACGGAUUAGAUCCUGAGAUUUCCCCCUUAUUGUGGAUAAAUGUGUUCAAGUGACAAGUGAAAACUACUAAAGGAAUCAACUGUUGUUAGGUGUUCUUUGCGACGAUCCACCUUGAAUUCAAAGUUCUUAACCACUUCAGGCGGAUCAGUAUGGAUUAUCAACGGAAGCUGUAAGAAAAGUAGCAGACCAAUCGAAUUCUGAGCCCAGAAGCUGAAUAAGAAAAGUUAAAACAUUUAACAGAUAAACACACCGAAGGACCGGGAAGGUCUCACAGACCGGACAAAAUGUGCCACGCAGGGGAAUCAAUAGAGCACUGAACUGCUCUUAAACGGUUCGAACAGGCAAACGGUUGAAAUCAGUUCCGAGAGACGCCACGCACAAGCAACUGAAUUCGGGCCAGCCAGCAGGACGAGCAACCCCCUUCAAAACGGCUUCCAUCAGCAUCAAGAUGGCCCCGCACACGCAGGGCAGCAACCUGACGAUCAAACAGCAAUACCAACCUCACCAGUGGCCAUGGAACACAAGUAAUAACACCAACAACGGCACAAACAAUAGCAAUAACAAUGGUUCAACAAGCAACAACACCAAUGGCAAUAGCAGCAGCACAAGUAACAAUCAACCACCAUCGCCUGCAGUCAACAAUACUCUAACUUUAACGCAACAAGCGUCGUCAGCACAAGCGCAACAACAAUCGACCAACAACACUGCCCUGGCUGCGGCUGCCGCAGCUGCUUCCAUUUCUGUAACACCAGUGGUCAACAAACUGAAACGCCUUCAGCCAGCGCCGCCAACAUCCUCAUCGACGUCGACCUCCUCCUUGGAUGCUGAAACGUUCUCGAUCGCCAACGGUGCCAAGCGAUUACGAGCAGGAACGACGAUCGAGCGGGUGAACAAAUCCGUCGGAACCAACAGUAGUAAUGGUGGCCCACCGGGCUUGGUUGCUGUUGGUUCCGCACUCACUGCCACUUCAACUAAUGCUGCCACCAACGCCAAAAAACUCACCCAAAUGGCCAUCGUUGCAGCCAAUCAUCAACAGCAGCAGUAUCAGAUCUCAGCAACUGGAACGACGAUGACCAAGAUCACGAAGAACACAACUAACUUCACUGCCAGCGGAGCUGAUCUGGCCAACUCCAACAAGAUAACAGGUUACUUCAAGUCGCAAAUGAAAACCACCAACACAUUUAAUAAUCUAAAGAAAAAUAUUAAAACUAUAGCGGGACGAGCCACGACGAUGAAGACGACGACUGCCUCAUCGACGACAACGGCCACGGCAGAGGCGGAAGCGGAAAUCACCACUACGACGGAACUGAUGACGACCACCUCGACGGUGCUGCAACAGAAGCAGAUCAUCAAAACUGCCACCACCACAACCAGCAAUGGGCCCCUCAAGGCGUCCUCGAACGCAAGCAGCAUCGAGAAAUACAUGAAUCAACUCCAGCAGCAGCAGGUCAAAAAGACUGAUCUCGAUGUACGGACGCUGACCACAACAUCCACGAUCGGUCCCGCCACAUCGCUUAAGAAAGUGGAGCGAAAGACUGCCCGGAUAGCUCCUACGGUGUCACUCACCCGAAAGGUUAGUCACGCAACUCAGGGUGGCCUAGGUGUGGGACAACCUAAGAAACCUAUCACCAUUGCCCCUCGGACGGCAGAUCCCAAACUAGCACUACAAAAUCUCAACCAACCGCAGCUGGUAGCAACCUCUAGCCAAAAUCACACCAAACAACAAGAUACCAUGGUCAAAACGUCUCAGCCAACAGUUCUGCUGACGGCAAUCCGAAUUCCUCAGCAACAACACCAGACCCAGCAGCAGCAGCAGCAACAACAGUCCGCGCAAUCCCAAAACCAGCAAUCACAGACCCAAACGCAGCUGCAGCAGCAGUUCAAACAACAUCAACCACCUCCCAUGGCAAGUCCGCCGCGUACCCCAACAAAGCUAGGAUCAGCUGUGUUUCAGUUCCACCCACAAGCUACCGCUGUCAUGCCAAAUCUGGUCCAGAUACCGAAUCUAGUUCCAACACAACCCGUUUCCUCAGCUGCCGGUAAGCUGAGCGGAAACUCGGUCAAUUCGGUAGUAUCUAGCUCGUCCAGCACGAUGACCAAUAGUCCGGCAGCUGCAGCCACAAAUUUACUGAUGAAUAACGCUGGCUUGACAGCUGCCCGCUUAAACAACGGAACCACUCAACUGUUCAUGAACGGAACUGUCAUCAAGUUGCAUCAAAUUCAACAGGCGCAGCUGCAGCAACAACAAGCUGCUGCUUCCGCCUCCUUAACAGCUGCUACAUCCCAACAAAACAUGACCAUGGAAGCUUCGUCGACUGCAGUCAACAUGAGCAUCAACGGUUUGAUGAGUAAAGCUCCUACGCAACAACCUCAGUCACACCAGCAGCAGAACAAAACCUUCACACUGCAUGCCACUACACAGCAGCAGCUGUUCCAGCAAGCAACUAACGCUACCGCUGCAGCAUUUGCACCGCAGCAAAUCUUCAUGACCCCAACCGGUCAAAUACUGCUGAACGCCGCAGCACUGCCAACUAUGCUCACUUCCGGUCUCACACCUGCCAGUUUCCAGCAAGCGCUUACUCAGGCUGCCCAGGCCAACAUUCCAGCGCUUCAUCCGCUGCAACCGCAGCAAAACCAACAACAAUCUCAACCAACACAGUUACCAAAUAUCACCGCCAUUAUCCAGCAACAGCAACAACAACUGGCCCAACAACAACAACAACAGCAGCAGCAGCAGCAGCAACAACAACAACAACCUCAACUCUCCCAAUUGGCUCAGCCAAACUUCCAACAACUGUUGGCCAACAUACCGCAGGCGGUUCUACAAAACCUCCAAGCUACUGCCAAACUAGGUCAAGGACCACAAUUCGUUUCUAUCCCACCCCAAUUAUUCCUCAACCAGCCAACCCCGUCCUUAACCAGUCAAACUUCGCCGAUCACGAUUUCCACUUCAACGAUACCAUCGGGAUCAACGACGGUUGCGCAACCCCUAUCUCCACCUCCACUGGUCGCAACCGUGCCCACAUACUCCACUACCGCCAAACCCAUCAUGAACACACUGAGCAACCAAAAGAUCGUCAUCGCCUCGGCCACUACAAACACCAGCUCGUCAAACGGAGUUGGACCUACCGUGAAACCCCAAGUCACUCCAACGAUGAAACCGAUCUCCAACAGCGAACCACCCAAGCUGGUUCCGGUGCAACUGAACAAACCGUCGAUUUCAAUCACACCAGUCCUUUCGUCGACCAAUCCACCGAAGCUGGUUCCAACCUCAGCGCCUCCGGUACCCAAGCUGGUCUACUCCAACUCGGUAGGACCCAAGACGAUCUCAAAAGAACUACCAAAACAAUCUACCCCUGUUCCUGCGUUGGCACCCACAUCGACUCCCGUGGCCAAACCUCCUCCUCCACCUCCAGUUCCAAUCGCCCUCUCUACUAUUCCCAUGAACAGUACCCGAGCCGUCGAGAACAAAUCACCUCCAGCCCUCAACCCCCUAAGCAUGGACUGUGGAAGCAGUAACGAUAGCGGAAUAGUGGCCAACUCCAGCGACACUGAAGACAAGUCGCUAACCAUCGACCUCUGCUCUCCGGGUACCCCCGACUCAUCGCCGCAAAAAUCCAAACUGGAACCACUUCGGAAUCCAUCUCCAAUCCCAGAGCCACAAUCUCCCUUAGACCCAUUACCUCAACCGGAAUCCCCCUUAGACCCAUUACCUCAACCGGAAUCCCCGCCGGAGCCAGAAUCUCCUUCCGAACCCGAGUCAUUCGCUCAACCGGAAUCAUCCCUAUCCGAACCAACAUCCCCUCCGGAAUCGUCCUCACCCCUGCAACCACAAUCCCCGACAACCGAACCGGAUCCCCGAUCACCUCCGGAACAACCCAUCAAGGAAGAGACGGAACUUCUUCCGCCACCUCUACGAUUGCUGCCACCCUCGCCGGAGACCGAAUUCUCCAUCCCCAGUCAGAAAUCUCCCAAGAGUCUCGUCUUGGAGCAGAUCAAACGCAAACUACCCGAAACGCUGGACAUCGGCGAUACCACCCCACAGGAAUCCAUGUCCUCCGAUCAGGACUCCUCGACCACCAACCAAAGCCCCACGUCGAAAGAAGUCCCUCAGCGACGACCCGCAACUCCACCAGCACCAUCGAUGGCUACGAGUCUACUCGAACUCGAUCUCUUGAGCACUCCUCCGACGACGACGGAAUGCGCCAAAAGCCCGAUCCUUUCGCAACCGAAAACCAUCCGGUUCCCAGCUCAGAACGGAGUCCAUCACAACUUUGGCCGAAAAGGCUUCCGACGCCUUUCGGAUGGUCGGCUAUUUGGAGUGUGCUACUGGUCCGAUUGUAACGCCCAGUUCGACACCAGCUCCAAGCUGCUCGAUCAUCUGCAGAUCCAGCACGUCAAUAGUCAGACGGGCCCGUUCGCUUGCCUCUGGGACGGGUGCAAGGUGCACAACAAGGAGUCUUGCAGUCGCCGCUGGCUGGAACGGCACGUUCUAUCCCAUGGUGGAUCGAAGCCGCACAAGUGCAUCGUCGCGGGGUGCGGCAUGCGGUUCGGCUCGCAGGCCCAACUCGAGAAGCACGUCAACUAUCACUUCAUCAACACGGACAACGCAAGCUCCGGAAAACGAUCGUCGGACCCACCGGUGCCCAAGUUGCUAAGAAAAACUAGCAGGAAGCUGCGCUUCCGACGGCAACCUUGGUCAUCGCGUCGUUUCGACUUCUUCGACAUCGGGGUGAUGGAGGGGCUGCAGUACCGGCUGAUACUGGCCGGCAGUGUUGCCAGCGCUCGGCGCGGCAUGAUGACCUUCCGGGGCGAGGUCGCGGGACGGCGCGUCGUCGGAGGGGGUUCGGAGGAGGUGUUUGUCAAGUGGUUCCCGAAAGAUAUCCUCUCAGACGACUGGAUUCCGGAGCGGGAACUGGUGCUCACCAAAGAGGUCUCACUGUGUGAACUGAGUCCGGACCAGCGGUUCGAGCUGGAGGCACAGCUCAGCACCGAUCGGAAGGACAACCGGGAGCUGCUGUCCUGUUUGGAGGAGCUGAACCAAAAACUGCUGCAGCAACAGACGCAGCAUGACCACUUCAGCAGCUGCAGCAGUAGUAGUAGCAGCAGUUCGACAAGCGGCUGCUGUAGCAGUGCCGGAACUAGUACCGGCAGCAGCAGUAAUAUCAGUGCUCCGAUACCGUUUAACUCAAGAACGGGUCCCAAGAAGUUGAGGAAACCACCCAAGGAGCUUCCAUUGGCGGCGGCACCAGCAUCCGCAGCACCAUCCGUGACCACCAAAGUUGAUGCGUUGCUAUCGUCCAAGCUUUCGUCUUCAGCUUCGUCGUUGGUAUCGUCAUCAUCGGCCGACAGUGGAAACGGAAAGGCCAACAGUAGCGCCAGUAACAUCUCCUGACCUUUACCCAAACAGGUCAGGGAUCCACUGCGCUCGGCGCUGUGUAGUUCCCUGGCGCAGAAGCGUACCCGCCGUGCGCUCAACUGUAUUCGGCGACGUGCAACGGAGAAAAUGCAACAGCAGCAAAUGUUUGUCUCACCUGGUGGCCAUGAAGUGGCGGCGGCAUCAUCGGAGUCCUCAGGCAGACAACAGAUACAAUUAGAGUAGAGUAGGUUUUAUUUCAUGCAAGUCUAAUUCACCCCUUUUUGAUGAAAGGCUGGAGUAGUGUGUCUACGAGUGGGUGUAUAGAAUUUUAAAGAUUUUGUAAAGAGGUUUCCCCACGAUCGCGUAAUCCGGAAUCAUUUUUCCCUAUCGAAUCGGAGAUCGCAAAUUGUACAUAGAUACAAAUACAUACCCAGAAAGUCUGUGGUCCGCGGAAAUUCAAAGAAGAGGAAGAAAAUGUAUCACAACAUAUUAAGUAUUACCAGGACACAGUGCAUUUCUUCAUACUCGUAACAAAACGAAACAAAGCAAAAACAGAAAGCUAGAAUUGUUGGAGCUAGAAAGUGUGCAAAUUGACAACUGCCCGAACAACCGCCAUCAAUGAUUUCGAUCCUUCCGUAACGAGUCUUUUCUUUUCUGUAGCUAUACGUUCGACGAUUUAUUCAGAAAAAAAUAAGUGAGAUCAGCGCGUUAAAAUUGUAAAUUAGUGAAGUAGGUUUUGUUUAGGACAAUUUUUAAACUGUGAGCGCGAGAGAGAGAAAGCAGACGGUGCAAAUAUUUAAAAUUUUAGUUUGUGUAUUUUUUCGUUUAGGAAGCGUGUCCCGGAAACAUUUUAUUUUAAUGUUUAAACAAGGGCACUGCACCCAAGGUUUUGUGCUAGAAUAAUUUUAUAAUAAUGAAAAUAUUAUAUCACACACACUUGUGGCGAUAUCCAAUUAGGUAGUCGCUAGAGAGGGUGCUUUUAUUUUGGAAAGCAAAAGAUUCGAGUUUGGUUCAAACGGUAGAAAAACUAACAAAAAUUUGAUUGUGAACAAAAUUGUUUGAUCUCAGGAAGUUAGUAGCGCGCUUAAGUUAAGCUUCUAGUUUAAACACGAGGACAUUGGAAAUAAAGAACGGUUUUAGGUAAAUUUUCUUUUGACGAUGAGUUUGCUGUUUUGGAAGCAUUUCUCGAUGAUUUUUAACUUUUUUUUCUCGAGCAGUUGAGGAAAUUUUGAGUUCCACUAAGCACUGAAUAAUGAAGGUAUUUGUAGAAAAUCAAUUUAUUACAAAAGAAACGAAUUUUUGAGUACUUACCUUCAUUUUUAAUUGCCAAGUUGAACUCGAAUCCAGCUGGAAAAGAACAGAAAAAGAUGGUUUUAAAGACUGAUGAUCAUCGCCAUUUUCACAACUUAUUGAGUAACAGAGAAAAAAAACCUUCAGAUAGUACACAAAACGCAUCGCAUUUUGGUUACCAUGACAGACUACAAUAAAUAAAAUUGCAAAGCCUACCAUGAUACUAAUCGUUUUGCUGUACACUCAAAUUACAGCCGUCGAUAAAGUUUUCCAAAAAAUGAAGAACCCAAAAGGAGACAGGAAUUAGUCAAAAAUACACAUGUAAAUAGUGAACAAUAGACUUUCCUUGCAACAAGGAAAACCAACCAACGUUGUAAAUAACCAAAUCUACUAAAAAAGGGCUCUUCAAUCUACACCGUUGAUAACCAUCGAUAGAUGUCGCUUUGUUUAUUUCCGAUAGACUACCAGGCGUCUACAUUUUGACUCUUCCAUUCUUUAUUCAUAUUCACUUGUACAGAGUGCGGCAGGAAAAAAGCAAAAAAAGGAGUUGUUCUCUAUAUGAUUAUUAAGGUAAAGCAUUCAUUUUUUGGGCAUGACAACCUUCUGUCGUUUGAAGAUAAAUUUUUUCCAACACCUUCUUUAAAAGACCGAUCUUCUUUUAGCUCGACGACUUCCGAUCCACAAACCUUUAAUUGGACCGACUACCUUCUCACAGUUCACCAAUCUUAAUUCAGCUAGACGACCCAGGUUUGGCUCAAAGAUCUUAUUUUUUCCAAAGCCUUUUUUUGGUCAUCGACCUUCUUUCACCUCGGCGACCUAUAUUAAGGUUAGGGCUCGACAACCUUUUUUUGGGUCGACGCCCUUCUAUUGGGUCGAGGGUCUUCUCUAAGCUCGAUAAUCUUUUUCCGCUCGACACCCUUCCUUUGGCUCGAAUACCUUCUUAUGGGUCGAUGACCUUCCUUUAGCUCAACGACCUUGUGACAACCUUUUUUUUUAGCUCGAAUAGCUUCUUUUGGGUCGAAUGCCUUCCUUAGGAUCAAAGGCCGUCUAUAGCAUCGAUGAACUUUUUUAAGCCCGAUAGCCUAUUUUUGCUCAUCGAGUUUCUCUUGGCCCGAUAAUUUGCUUUGUGCUCGACAACCUUUCCUUGGCUCAAAGGCUGUCUUUAGUUCAAAGAUUUUUUUUUCUAUUCAAACCCUUCCUUUAACUCGAGACUUUUUAAUGGUAAUUCCACUUCUUUCAAUAUUUUUCUGUCCAUAAUCUCCAGGUGAAUGGCUCAGUGUGUAGGACUAUAUGCCCGCCCACAUCUGAUGAUCUACUGCAACACUUCAAACUAAACAUAAGCAAAUACACUGUCAAUGGGAGAGAGUCAUAAGUUCAACAAAAUUAACCAAAUUUUAUAAUUGAUUUAUUAACGCAAUUUUUUGUGCCGCACUCACUUACGAGAAAAUAGUUUUCGAUGUUUACCUAUCACUUUUUUAAAUGUUUUGUUUUGUAUCUUACUCUACCUGUUUGCCAAUUUUCCAAGCACUUUUUCAAGUUUUACUCCAACAAAAAAAAAACAAAGGUAACAACACUCAACCCCAAGAAAGUCUUUCCAGUAACUAUUUAACGACUAAAGAAUAUAAAGUGUAUUUCCCUUUCUCGUAAACUUGUUUCUUAUCAACGUUAUUACAUUUUGUCUUGAUUUUCCUUUUAAAAAAACAAUACUGAAAAAGGCAAUUUUCCAAACUACAAUCUCAUAGAUGUGUGCGUGUGUGUAUCCUAUCUGUUAAGACGAGAAACAAUCUGAAUAAUUUCACUUGCAUAGAGUUAGGAAGAAACCAGCAACGGCAACAACACGAUCGUAACGAGACAACAUUACCUAAUAGAGCGCGUAGCUAUCAGUGUCUAAAGUUAAAGGAAAACAAAAACCCCUAGCAAGUAGAAGUUAGAGCCACGAGCGAUGAACGAUAGACGCGAACGAGAAAUGUCGAAAAAUGAGUCGUUUUUUUUUAUUUGAAAUUCGUCUACAGCGUCGAAACCAGUUAGUUUAAAAAUUAAAAUUUUUGUCGUCGUAUAAAUUCUAUUCGGUAUUAAACGUAAAAAGCGAAGAACAGUUACAACUUUCUGUCGAGUAGCAAGUAAAAGUUCACUGCCAAAACUUAUGACUGAUUACGUGGUUAAACUACAAGGAAUAACGAGAGAAAGAAGAAGAGAAAAACACUUAAGUAGGAUUUAAUUCAAUUUAAAAUGAGUGUGUUUAGAGAAAUAAAAACAAUAACAACAACAGGCGGAAUGGAUCACACCAGCUUUGUGUAGCAUUUAGUUAAACGAGAGAGAUGUAAUUGUUAAGGUUUUCCUCCAUCAUUCAGUAGUACAACAAAUGUUCAAGAAAAAACGUAAACAAAAAACAAACACAUGGUGACAUAACCUCGAACCUCCAAAUACUAAUACCUUCUCAUUUGAAGGGACAUCAAAUGACAGCAACAAACAAAACAAAACAAAAAACACGAUUAGCAAUGACAUACUGCCAUAAUGAAACACAAAAGUAAUUUAGUAUUUAAAUGUAAAUUAUCACUCCAAAACAAUCGCUACGCUCCUAGCCGUUUGUUUGUAACAACUAGCUUUCAAACGAACAAUGCGCCCACAACAAACAAAACCAAUGUCAAACCAUAGUUUUUCGAUGCUCUGCAGACAAAUUUGCCGUAGAAAAGUGCUGGCACUAAGGCAAUUUUGAACCCUAGAGGGCGCUGCCUCUCCCCGCAAAAUCAUUCUUUGGCAGCGCACCCGUGUACUUUUGAUUUAGAGUGUAUAAUGCGGAUCAGUCAGAUCAGAUCGAACAUUUCAGUGCUGCGCAGUGUCAAACCACAUUGUGAACCUAACCUAAUCACUUACUCGCGCUUAUAUUUUUUUUCUAUGGGACUGAGAAACAAAUUUUUUUCUAAGAAAAUUUUGACUUUAUAUAAAUUAAUCGAAAAAUUAAAUUAAUUUUUAACUUCCCACCCCCAUUCGGAACAUAAAUUUGAUGGGAACUAUUAGAUGAUUUAAAUCGAAAACACAAAACGCGACUACACGCAGCGUGCAGUCGCAAGGGAUAGACUUUUUUCUAGGAUUAAACCUUUAGGUUAAACGAAAUUCUAUGUAACAACAUAUUUCGACCGACUUUUUUUUCCCUUGGAAAAAUCAAUAAACUUUCGGAAGCAAUUUUCUGUUUUGACCUACAAAUGAAAGCAAAAUGAACGCGAAAACUACUAUCUACUACUACUAGUAGUAGUGCGCGUGCUAAACUAAGGCAUUUACUACGUAUGGCAAUUUGUCCCACCUUUAAAAUUAAAUUUAAAAGAAAAAAACGAAAAUCGGAGGAAAUACAGCAACAGCAACAAUUUCUAGUUUAAUUUUGUAACCCUCAAUUUAGUCUAAGGUUAGAAAGAUUUUCUAAGGUUUUUUUUAAAUUUUACUGAAAAAAGAACCUGGUAAGAGAAGCGGAAAAUCCGUUGAAUUUUUUCAAACAAAUAUAAAAGAGAAAAAAUACGAACAAAACUUGUCCAUAGAUUUUAAAUUUAACAAAUAUUUUAUAAUGCGAACACCGCAGAUAGAGUUGUAUUUCUGAGUUAGUGUAAAAUAUUUUAGUUUUCAAGCUUUUAUCCCAACUUUCUAUGAUGAUUCUUCCAACAACCAACAAAAAAACACCAGUUAACUUUUGUGCAACUUUUUUUUCCUAUAUCCCUGUCUAAGACUUUCUUUCCACUUUUAUCUUAUCUCUUUUCAACUGUGUGCGAAAAAGUGUCAAGAAAAUGUUCCACCUCUCUCAUCCUUCUUUCCUAAAUAGUAAAUGUUAAAUUGUAAUUAUUUCCCAAAUAUCUAAGUAAAAUAGAAAUCACUCGAUUUACUUUGUAACCGGAUAAAGAAAAAAAAAAAAUGAGAUAAAAAAGAUUUAAAAAACUAUACAAUAAUAUGUGCUGAAAACAUUAUACCCUUUGUGUUGUUUUAUUUGGUUUCGAUUAUUAGUUUAUAAGUUGACAAGUCCCUUUGGUUAAUUCUUUUUUCCCUUCCCUCAUGCUUGUUGUUUUUCAUUAUGUCGUUUUUUGAUGAUAUUCAGUUGAAUUUGUCUUGUUUGAGUUUACCUGUCCCAUACAAUCCAUUUCCAAUCGAAAUUCUUAAGUUUAUGCGGCAGACGUUUGGGAAGAAAAACACUCCAACUAACGUUCAGAGAUUUAUGCAGAAUAGAACCAUGGGGAAUCAAAAGUACUCACAUGUACAAUGAAUCAAUGAGAAUUCAGAUAUAAAAAAUCUAUAACAAAGACAAACUUUGGACUUGUAAGCUAUUGUGGAAUCACUGCCGUACAUUUCAAAAUUAAAAUAAGCUUGUCUGGUUUUCUUAAACAUAAAACGCUGCAAAAAUGCUGGACUAUUGAAUAGACCGAAGGGUAUGCUCAUAAGUUCAUAUUUACGUCAACUUUAUAGUGACUCUUGCACCUUUAAUCGAAGGUUUCUCAGUAGAUCGUAGAUAUUACCCUAAGGAUAUUAUCUAAGUGAAAGCCGUACGAUGGCGUUGAAUCUCGUGUCGCUGUCGAAGGAUACAUAAUAUUCGAGCAGUUUUUUUUAAUUGUCGAUUACCCAGGUGGUAAAUCCUUUUUAGGGAUUGCAUUUCAAGGCACGGCGAGCCACCGCGUCCCCCAGUUUGCUACUCUGGGUCCAUGGGUGCAAUUAUUGACUCAUGAUACUAUGUACCCCUACAUCAUAAAGUCCACCUGGGGCCUGUGGCCAUAUUUCUCAUCCAGACCUGCAACAAAGGCUACACCCAUGAUGGGAAGACCAUACUCGCGCAAAGAGCUCCACAGCAAUACUCGUUUAUACGUACUACACCAGCAAUCGUCACUCUUCUGUCACGAUUCACGACUCACGGGUUGGCAGUCCGAUCGCCGCCACUCGUGACUCGAGUCCCACAUUCGGCCUCUUGCCACAAUUCGAGACGUCUUGACCAGCCUCAUCUCGUGACUCGAGACUCUCACACGCUCAUCCUCUUGACACAAUUUAAGACGUCUUUACCCGCCUCUCCUCGUGUCAUAAGGGCCCUCAAUAAAAUCGUCUCUUGACCCGAUUCGAGACGAGAACAACUCGCCUCUCCUCGGGUCUGGAGAUAUCCACACACCUAAUCUGUUCUCCGUCUCGACUCUUCGAGACUCAUCUUGAGGCCCAUCGACUGGGCGCCACAUAUUACGACACAAGGCCCCUCUGCCCGUCGUGAGUCGGUCAUAUCCGCGUAUCGGGGCUAGGACCACCCGACGCGCGAAUUCGUCCAACACCCGCUCGAACAUUUGGUCGUCCGGCAUAUCGGGGUCGCGACUACUCGAUACACGUUACGACCCCUCCCUCUUGCAACUGAGCACUGGUACCAAGGUAUCCAGUCGCACCACAUUUGUGCCCCAUUCGGCACGCAGCUCGUCGGCGGGCUGGCUGCAUCAAGUGUGACGUGUAGUUCUCUUGGCCGUACGCCUACAGGUGACAAGUCUGUAGACACGUUUCCAAUAUGCACCACGGGGAGGUGCAGCUACGUCGCAAAGCAAAUUUCUAUCUGGAGCCUUCGACAUUGAUCCGGCCCUAAACAUUUAUGAAGCUGUAUAAUACCUCUUUUUAUACGAUGUUUACUGUGUUGAAGGUCAUAUAUCCCCUCUUCGCACCGCCCCCGUGACAAAGUAAGAUUGGGUCUUAAGACAUCUAAGAAGCAGAAGCAGUCAAACGGAGAGCUCGUAAAUUAUAUGAUCAACUGCUGUGUGGAAAAUCAGGGUGCGUUAUCAUUGACGACGAGUCUUGUUGCAAGUUUGAUAACAAAACGCUUUCGGAUGACCAGUAUUACACUGUUCGGGAUGGCCAAAGUAUUGACGAGACGGAGACAUUUAAAAUUCGUAAAAAGACAAUGGUUUGGCAAGCCAUAUGUGAGUGCGGGAAGCUUUCCAAGCCGUUCGUAACUACUGACACAAUGAAUACCUAAUUGUCCUCAAGCGAGACCGAUUGAAACUUUUUGAGCUGUUACCUAAUCGUAUUUGACCAAAAACAUGUGAAAACCUGCAGAUUCUAUUUAAAACUUCCAUAAAGACUGGAAAAAGUGGUAAAAAUCAUCCCAAAUCAGUUUGUGCUGAGGCUAAUAAGAUCAAAAUCUAUCAAAAUAAAAAUAAAUCAUAAUCAUAAAUAAUCAAAAAUCGAUCAUUGGCGUACGAUUGGUUGGAAUAUAAUUUUGAGUUUAAUCUCUGUAAAAAAGACUACAGAGAUCAUAAAAAAGAAAUAAAAUUUGGAUUUGCUCCUAAGUUGUGUAACCACGGGCUAACCUACUGCUCAGUGGAGCAAGAACCCCCCUCUAGCCUCAGGGUCGGCACUCGUAAAAGGAAUCACAGAAUCAAGGAAACACUUUAGAUCAGUCAAGAGAACUUCCAAUUUAUUU